CCACAUUGAGCGCAAAAAACGGCAGCAAUCACAGUGAAUUCCAUUUGCCGUCGUGCAGUAUAUACGUAACAGACAAAAAAAACAAUAAAGUGCAACUGAAGCGGAAAGUGAAUGCAAAGUGAAUGAAAUAAAUUCGAACUGCGGCAGAGAAGUGAGUGAGCUGAGCUUAAGGAACCGCAACGGCGGCCGAGAAUCAUGAGCGAGAAACGAAUCGCACACAAAACUGUCAUCAAAUGACAAAUGCUUGACAGCAUCAAUCAACAAGAGCGACGACAGCGACGAUGGCAGCCCGUUGCCGGUGGAGCUGGCGCCUGGCGCUCUGCCCUCUGCUGUUGCAACUGCUUCUGCUUCUACUUCUGCUUCUGCUGCCAGCGGCGAUGGGCCAUGAUGAAACCAAAGAAACUCCCGCUCCGGCCAUGCAAAACCGCCAGGAGCAGCAGCCAUAUGCCCACCUGCAACAUCUGCAGCAGCACCAGCAACAGCAAAAUCCACAAACCGUCCAACAACUUAGCCAAAUUGCCGUGAAUAGAACCGCGAAAGCGCCCACUGCCACGCCCACGGGCAUCAGGGAGAACGUGAUGCUGCCAUCGGCCGAUCCCGAGAAGGAGGCCCAGAUCCUGUACGAGAAGUCCCUUCAGGAGUACCACGGCAGCCAGCUCUCCACCGCCUCCACCUCCCCCUCCGCCGACGUCAUCGGCGGCAAGCGGACGCUGUACGCCGUUUGCGAGCGGUGGCUGCAGAAGCACUGCCACUGCACCGGCAGCCUGGAGGUCCUGCGGCUCAGCUGUCGCGGAAUAGGCAUCCUGGCCGUGCCCGUCAACCUUCCCAGCGAGGUGGUCGUCCUAGAUUUGGGUAACAACAACUUAACCAAAUUGGAGGCGAACUCAUUUUUUAUGGCACCCAAUCUGGAGGAGCUAACUUUGUCGGACAAUAGCAUCAUUAAUAUGGAUCCCAAUGCAUUCUAUGGCCUGGGCAAGCUGAAACGAUUGAGCCUGCAGAACUGCGGCCUCAAGUCCUUGCCACCGCAGUCGUUCCAAGGACUUGCCCAACUGACCAGCCUACAGCUGAAUGGCAACGCCCUGGUCAGUCUGGAUGGCGAUUGCCUGGGCCACCUGCAGAAACUGCGCACCUUGCGAUUGGAGGGCAAUCUCUUCUAUCGCAUUCCCACGAAUGCCUUGGCCGGACUCAGAACCCUAGAAGCACUCAAUUUGGGCAGCAAUUUGUUGACAAUAAUAAACGACGAGGACUUUCCGCGAAUGCCAAACUUGAUCGUCCUUUUGCUGAAGCGAAAUCAAAUCAUGAAAAUCUCCGCGGGAGCUCUAAAAAAUCUAACCGUCUUAAAAGUUUUAGAGCUGGACGAUAAUUUAAUAAGCAGCCUGCCCGAAGGACUCAGCAAAUUGUCGCAACUGCAGGAGCUUUCCAUCACCAGCAAUCGACUGCGCUGGAUAAACGACACGGAACUGCCCAGGAGCAUGCAAAUGCUGGACAUGAGGGCCAAUCCGCUGUCCACAAUUUCGGCAGGGGCGUUUCGGGGGAUGACCAAGUUGCGGAAGCUGAUUUUAUCGGAUGUGCGCACUCUGCGCUCGUUUCCCGAACUUGAGGCCUGCCAUGCGCUGGAAAUACUGAAACUGGAUCGAGCCGGCAUUCAGGAGGUGCCAGCGAAUCUGUGCCGUCAAACGCCAAGACUGAAGAGUUUAGAACUAAAAACCAAUUCCCUAAAACGCAUCCCAAAUUUAAGUAGCUGCAGAGACUUAAGGCUGUUAGAUCUAUCGAGCAAUCAAAUUGAAAAGAUCCAGGGGAAGCCCUUCAAUGGAUUGAAGCAGUUGCACGAUCUGUUGCUCUCCUACAAUCGAAUCAAGGCACUGCCCCAAGAUGCCUUUCAGGGCAUUCCGAAGCUCCAGCUUCUGGACCUGGAGGGCAAUGAGAUCUCGUACAUACACAAGGAGGCCUUCUCCGGCUUCACAGCCCUCGAGGAUCUUAAUUUGGGCAACAAUAUUUUCCCAGAGUUGCCUGAAUCGGGUCUGCGCGCUUUGCUGCACUUAAAAACCUUCAACAAUCCCAAGCUUAGGGAGUUUCCCCCACCUGACACCUUUCCCAGGAUCCAAACUCUUAUCCUCUCGUAUGCCUACCACUGCUGCGCGUUCCUCCCCUUGGUGGCCAUGUCCUCCCAGAAGAAAACCUCCCAGGUCCAGGAGGCUGUCCUCUUUCCCUCCGACGCGGAGUUCGAUAUGACCUUGUGGAACAAUAGCAUGAUGAAUAUCUGGCCACAAAUGCAUAAUCUCAGCAAGCAGUUGGGUGCGUCCAUGCACGAUCCUUGGGAGACGGCGGUCAACUUCAACGAGGAGCAGCUGCAGACGCAGACGGGAGGCCAGAUCGCCACCAGCUACAUGGAGGAGUACUUCGAGGAGCACGAUGUGAGUGGGCCUGCCACGGGCUACGGAUUCGGUACUGGACUCUUCUCUGGCAUGUCCACAGAGGACUUUCAGCCGGGUUCGGUGCAGUGCCUGCCUAUGCCAGGACCUUUUUUGCCCUGCGCCGAUCUGUUCGACUGGUGGACUCUGCGCUGUGGAGUGUGGGUGGUGUUUCUUCUGUCGCUCCUGGGCAACGGAACGGUGGUGUUUGUGCUGCUGUGCUCGCGAUCUAAGAUGGAUGUGCCCCGGUUUCUAGUCUGCAAUCUGGCCGCGGCGGACUUCUUCAUGGGCAUCUACCUGGGCAUCUUGGCCAUUGUGGAUGCGGCGACGUUGGGCGAAUUCCGCAUGUUUGCCAUUCCUUGGCAGAUGUCCGUGCUCUGCCAGUUGUCCGGAUUUCUCGCCGUACUCAGCUCAGAAUUGUCCGUUUACACGUUGGCAGUGAUCACCUUGGAGCGCAAUUACGCCAUCACUCACGCCAUUCACCUGAACAAGAGGCUCUCCUUGAAGCAGGCGGGAUACAUAAUGAGUGUGGGAUGGGUUUUUGCCCUGAUCAUGGCCUUGAUGCCCUUGCUGGGAGUCUCGGACUACAGGAAGUUUGCCGUGUGCCUGCCAUUCGAGACCACCACUGGACCGGCCAGCUUGACCUACGUAAUCUCGUUGAUGUUCAUCAACGGAUGCGCUUUUCUCACACUGAUGGGUUGCUACCUGAAGAUGUACUGGGCCAUUAGGGGCAGCCAGGCAUGGAAUACGAAUGACUCGCGAAUCGCCAAGCGAAUGGCUCUGCUGGUCUUUACGGAUUUCCUCUGCUGGUCACCGAUCGCCUUCUUCUCCAUCACUGCCAUCUUCGGUCUGCAACUGAUUUCGCUGGAGCAGGCCAAGAUCUUCACGGUUUUUGUGCUGCCCUUGAAUAGCUGCUGCAAUCCCUUUCUCUACGCCAUCAUGACCAAGCAGUUCAAGAAGGACUGUGUGACGCUGUGCAAGCACUUCGAGGAAUCCCGCGUUGUGGGAGGCGGUGGACCGGGUGGCCGUGGCGCAGUCGCCAGGACCAAGAGGGGAGAGCUCCCGCCACCGCUCCUGCCCGCUGCGGCGGUGGCACAUCCGCCAGGCUGUCGCUGUCUACGGAUGCUGCCCAGCGAAAUGCCCAACUGGCACAAAAUGGAGCAGGCGCCGAGCUUGUGGCAGAGACUGAGAACCUUCUGCUGCGGGGAGAGUCGGAGGCGCCGCAAACAGCGUCGGCAACCGCAGCAGCGACGUCAGAGAGCCUAUACUGCCGCAGCCGCGAAUCCGUAUCAGUAUCAGUUCGCUGAACUGCGUCAGCAACGCCAGAAUCGAGCCAGUUCCAUUUCCAGCGAGAACUUCUGCAGCUCCAGAUCCUCCAGCUGGCGACAUGGGCCACCAUCCUCCGCUCCCGUGCCACCGGGUAACUGCAGCAUGCCGCUGAAGAUGCUGGAGCCACAUGCUCAUCCGCACGGCCAUGGGCGAAGGCGCCACUCCGCCUGGCUGAUCACGCGGAAAACGUCGCAGGACUCGAACUUGUCCAGCUCGCGCAAUGACUCCUCCGCCUCGGCCACCACCGCCAGCACCUCCACCUUCCGGCUAUCCCGGUCCAGUGCCGGGAGCAGCACACCACUACCCUCGAUCAUAGCCCACAACGGGAAGGGCCAGCUGGAUGCAGUAAAGCCACGUCUGGUGCGCCAGGAAGCAGUGCAAGAGGAAGAGGACUCGUCACCACCUCGUCUGGGAGUGCGCUUUCUGCCCACCAUACCCUCAGCAGCCGACAGUUCCGUCGUCAUGGAGGAUGGCGACUCGGCCACCACGGGAGUGGCCAGUUUUCUGGGCAUGCCGCUUCCUGGGGCGUCCAGUGGCUUCCUAAUAGCGGCAACCACUGCCACGGCCACCUCCCCACCACCAGUGGUGCUGCAGCCAGCAAAGCCGCCGCCCGAUCCCAACGACGCGCCACUAUGAUGGUGGCACUGGCGCUGGCGAAGAUUGGAUGGGGCCAACCGGGAGACCUUUCUGUAAAGGUAAUGGGGAAC
Molecule: messenger RNA, 4447 nt
Organism: Drosophila teissieri
Lineage: Eukaryota; Metazoa; Arthropoda; Insecta; Diptera; Drosophilidae
Gene: rk
Product: leucine-rich repeat-containing G-protein coupled receptor 5
Exons: 14
Coding region: 282-4376 (1364 amino acids)
Biological process (GO): G protein-coupled receptor signaling pathway
Cellular component (GO): membrane
Molecular function (GO): G protein-coupled receptor activity; protein-hormone receptor activity; protein binding
Source: RefSeq, a predicted model, not a curated record